AUGACGACUCAAAAAAUCAUUCUUGGUUUAUCGUUAAUGCUCUGCUUUAUUCUAAUAGCAAUACCAACCUCCAGCUGGCCUUCAAAUUCAACUGCUACUACCGCAGCUUCAAACGUAACAACAACUUAUACACCUUCCACAACACUUCCUGAAACUUCAGCUCCAUCUGAUACAACUGUAACAACGACCACUGUUUCUGAUGAUACACCAACCGCUUCUCCAUCUUCUACCAAUUCUCCGACUGGUCUUUCAGAUGACUCAUCUGAUUCUUAUUCCUACAAAUUUGUUGGUACUUCAAAUGCUCUUAGUGUCGGCGCGUUUCUCAUGUUGAUUGUUGGUCUAUUCUUUUAA
This is a messenger RNA of Ambispora leptoticha, 351 nucleotides long. NCBI's taxonomy places the organism in Eukaryota, Fungi, Glomeromycota, Glomeromycetes, Archaeosporales, Ambisporaceae. The record is from the annotation of a GenBank genome assembly.